AUGGCCCUCGUCGACCCCAGCGCCACCGAGUCGCAGGGCCAAGCCUGGGGCUUCUCGCUCGUCUACACGGGCUCGCACUCGUUUGGGGUCGAAAAGGGCUCCGAAGGGCUGACGCGCGCCAUGGUGGGUGUCAACCCGUUGUCCUUUUCCUGGCCGCUGGCGCCCGGGGAGGCGUUUACUUCGCCCGAGGUGGUCGCCGUCUACUCGGAUCAGGGUCUCGGCGGCAUGUCGCGCAAGUUUCACCGGCUGUACCGCAAGCAUCUCAUCAAGAGCAAGUUUGCGACCGAGACGCGCCCCGCGCUGCUCAACAGCUGGGAGGGCCUGUACUUUGACUACAACGAGACGACGAUUGCGCGGCUGGCACGGCAGACGGCGCAGCUGGGCGUGCGCAUGUUUGUGCUCGACGACGGCUGGUUUGGCGACAAGUACCCGCGCGUAUCGGACAAUGCUGGGCUGGGCGACUGGGUGCCGAACCCGGCACGGUUCCCGUCGGGCUUUGACAAGCUGAUUAACAACAUUACGCACUUGAAGUCGGGUAACUCAUCGCAGGACCUCAAGUUUGGGCUUUGGUUUGAGCCCGAGAUGGUCAACCCCAACUCGACACUUUACGUGGACCAUCCGGACUGGGCUAUGCACGUAGGCAACUACCCGCGCACAUUGACGCGCAACGAGCUGGUGCUCAACCUGGCGUUGCCCGAGGUGCAGGACUACAUCGUCGAUGCCGUGUCCAAGAUUCUCAAAAGCAGUCCCAUCAGCUAUGUAAAGUGGGAUAAUAAUCGUGGCAUCCACGAGAUGCCCCAUCCGUACACGAACCAUCAGUACAUGCUAGGCGUCUAUCAAGUGUACGACAGGCUAACCACGGCGUUCCCGGACGUCAUCUGGGAGGGCUGUGCGUCUGGUGGCGCUCGCUUCGACCCGGGUAUUCUCCAAUACUUUCCGCAGGUGUGGACAUCUGAUGAUACCGACGCGGUGGAACGCAUCACAAUUCAGACGGGCACGUCUCUGGUGUAUCCGCCGUCAGCCAUGGCCGCACACGUCGCCGCGGUGCCCAACGGUCUCACCAAACGCACGACGCCGCUGAGCUUCCGCGCCCAUGUCGCGAUGAUGGCGGGAUCGUUCGGGUUCGAGCUGGACCCGGUGCACCUGGAGGAGGAGGACCGCCAGAUGAUCCCGGGCAUUGUGGCGCUUCAGGAGAAAAUCAACCCGAUCGUGGUGCAGGGCGACAUGUGGCGGCUCAACCUGCCCGAAGACUCCAACUGGCCGGCGACGCUCUUCACAUCCGAGGACGGCAAGCAGGCGGUGCUCUUUUAUUUCCAGAUAAAGGCGCACUACAAUAACCUGUUCCCGACAGUGAAGCUGCAGGGCUUGGAUCCGCAAGCCAGCUACCGCGUGGACGGCAACAUGACGCUGUCGGGGUCGACGCUGAUGCGAUUCGGGCUUCAGUACACGUUUGACGGAGACUAUCAGAGCCGGGUGGUGAUGCUGGAGAAGCAGUAG
Messenger RNA from Akanthomyces muscarius, 1497 nucleotides. RefSeq lists its product as uncharacterized. Lineage: Eukaryota; Fungi; Ascomycota; Sordariomycetes; Hypocreales; Cordycipitaceae. The transcript has a single exon. The coding region runs from base 1 to 1497 and encodes 498 amino acids. The record is from RefSeq and is a predicted model, not a curated record. Gene Ontology annotation, molecular function: alpha-galactosidase activity. Gene Ontology annotation, biological process: carbohydrate catabolic process.